ACAGUUCUCAUUUUAACCCCAAGCGCCACAAUUCCCACCAAAAAUUUCAUUCUGGCGCUAUUGAAAACUAAAAAUUGAGAUCCCCAAAUUUUUAUUUCCCACACUGUCUUUUAACUCCAGAUCUCGUAACUGGGGUCGAGCGAUCGAUCAUCGCCGAUUAUGGCGGAGAUCUGCUCAGAACUCUUCAGAUCCUCCGCAUCUCCGUCCUUGUUCUGGUCACCACCGCCGCCGUCUACCUCGGCAAGCAUUUUUAUGACGGCGAAUACCCAUAGUUGGUCUUUUUCAACUCAUCGACUCCCGUCACAGCCUCCUUCUCAGCCGUCUCCAUCUCCCCCAACGCUAACCUCACCUUCAACAUCUCCAAUCUGAGCCCUCCACCUCCGCCGCUGGCGAGGUACGAGGUCGUCGAUGGGAACGGGACGAUGAGGACCGACUUUAAAUGUCGGCGAGUUCGAUCCGGAUCUGUCUGAGAUCGUCGGUGGAGGUGGCGGAGGAGGCGGUGUGAAUGAGAUGGGGGAGGACACUAGGGUUAAGGUUAAAAUUGGGAGGUUUAGGGUUUGCGAUGAGGGGAUGAGGGAGUAUAUACCGUGUUUGGACAAUGUGGCUACGAUCAAGAAGCUGAAGUCGAUGGAGAGAAGGGAGAGGUUCGAGAGGCACUGUCCUGAGAAGGAUUGCUUGGUUCCGGCGCCAAAGGGUUAUAAGGCACCGGACCCGUGGCCGCAUAGCAGAGAUGAGAAAUUCAGUCUUCACUUAAUGCUCAAUGCGGAUAGAGAAUUCCUUGCUCAGAAAACUGCACCACAUCAUGAUUUUUAUAAUGUCAGGAAGGUUGAUACUCAUGUACAUCACUCAACAUGCAUGAAUCAGAAACAUAUUUUACGAUUCAUAAAGUCAAAAUUGAAAAAGGAACCUAACGAGAUCAAGGAUGGGUUUGAUGAUGGGAAGGAUCUGGUUGUGACUGUGAUGUCUGCUAUGUGAGAGGAACAAAUCUGUGCUCUGAAGGACAUUGGCCCCCAAAACUAAGCUUCUCGAGCUUUUUAGUAUCAAGACCAUAUAUAGACUCCUCCUUAAGUUUGAAUUUAGUAUCAAAGAUUAUAGAUAUAUCUCCUUUCAUUCCUCUUGUAAAUAAAUAUAUAAAUAGAAAAUUAGUUAUUAUCUAUGUAAACAAUUUAUGUAUCGCUCUAGUAUUUUGGUGAAUGUAUUAUUUGCAUAUAAUUGGAUUUGAUAUUAGAAUAUAAUUAGAUUGUGUUGGA
This is a messenger RNA of Asparagus officinalis (garden asparagus), 1250 nucleotides long. Its product is annotated as probable methyltransferase PMT9. Gene Ontology annotation, molecular function: AMP deaminase activity; methyltransferase activity. The record is from RefSeq and is a predicted model, not a curated record. NCBI's taxonomy places the organism in Eukaryota, Viridiplantae, Streptophyta, Magnoliopsida, Asparagales, Asparagaceae. Gene Ontology annotation, biological process: IMP salvage; AMP metabolic process. The transcript has 3 exons. The coding region runs from base 511 to 975 and encodes 154 amino acids. Gene Ontology annotation, cellular component: cytosol.